Molecule: messenger RNA, 2181 nt
Organism: Monomorium pharaonis (pharaoh ant)
Lineage: Eukaryota; Metazoa; Arthropoda; Insecta; Hymenoptera; Formicidae
Product: cell growth regulator with RING finger domain protein 1
Exons: 6
Coding region: 798-1964 (388 amino acids)
Biological process (GO): negative regulation of cell growth
Source: RefSeq, a predicted model, not a curated record
UAUGUGGCGCGCUUCGCGCCGGUCGCGCAGUCAGUCAGUGACAGUCAGUCUCGUCUGGUCUGCCGGACGGUUCGUAUUUGUCGCGUUUCGUAUGCGCAUGUCUCUCGUCGCUUCUCAUUCACCCCACGUCGAUCCUCGCGCGAAGAAUUCACCCGUCUCUCUCUCUCCCUCUCUCUCUCUCUCUCUCUCUCUCACAGGCGCCUACGAGAUCCCACGCGUGGCAACAAUCCUCGCUCUGCUCCGACACGAUCGUCUCUCGCUCCGGACGUGCUAUGACAGAGAGAGACGCGACGCGUCGCCCUGCGUCGUCGUCGUCGGCCGGCGGCGUCUCGUCUGCUGCUGCUGCUGCUGCCGCGCAAAUCGCGUAAAGCGGGCAAGUCCGUCGUCGGUCGUCGCGUAGUGAGAAUCGCUAUAUACGCGGCGUCGCUGGGGAGGACGUCGAUGAGGGAGGUGUGUCGACGACGGCGCGCUCGAAACGUCGACGAGCGUCGCGGCGGAUAAUAAUCGAGUAAACGCGACAAGGUGACGAAGGUAAGGAGGCAGCUUCGGUUUGACAGCUGACGGUCGAGCGACGUGAAGGGAGAGUAAGAGAGAAAUAAAGAGAGAUAGAGAGAGGAGCGGAUCGUCGCCGUCGUCCGUCGUGUGCGUGUGGUGGCGUGCAUGUGUGCGGGUACGGGCGGCGGACCACCCGGUGUUGAGGAGGACCACGGUGCGUUGACGACGACGACAACGACGACGACGACGCCGACGACGACGAGGAGGAGGACGGGGGGCGACGGACGACGCGCGGCGACACGAUGACGGCGAUCCUGAUGUCCGUCGCGGAGCUGUCCAACAUAUUCUCGGUGCUCGCCGUGCUGAUAUGCUUCUGCGGGGUCCUGCUCUUCAUCAUGAGGAACAUGAUGGUGCUGCGCGUCCACGGCGACGACCUGAUGUUCGGCGGCGGCGGCGGCGUGAUAACGCAUUCGCCGCGCAUACCGCAAAUGGAGAUGAUGAAGGUCCACAUUCCCUUCACCUUCAAGCUCCACGAGAGCUUCAAGAGCACGUACGCCGAGGUGGAGUGCGAGGUGUCCAGCCAAGUGGAAUACUCGCUGCAGGCGAUCUGGGGUGUCAGCAUAAGGGAGCUACACCUGGCGCUCUGGAAGCCCUGGAGCACGUUACGGGACGCGUCCCUGAGCGGGACCCUUUUGCAGGGACACGCGCAAUACCUCACGCCGCCGCAAACUAGACAGCCGCACGGUGAGGAAACGUUGAGAUUGUCGCUGCCGGCCCCGGAACUGGAGCUCGGCACCCCGCCACGGCUCUGCUAUCCUCUGGUGAUAUUUCUCACUCGAAGAGAUAAUCGAGAUCCUCAUCCCGACGAAACCGUGGCCCUGGUGAACGUCGUUCAUAUUAAAGACAGCGUGUGCACGUUGCCGACUUCGAUUCUAGCGCAAUACCUGAAGCAGGCGAACGGCCAACUGUCUUGCUUAAAGCAACUGUACCUGGCCACGGGCAACUCGAGCAAUUACGACGAGAGCGACGCGAUGUCGCCGGCGGGUCUGGGCUCGCCGGCCCUGGCGCUCGCCGAGCCGUGCAACAACAACGACACCACCGGCAGCGGCGCCGGCACCCGCGGCGCCCUGGUCGCGUCCGGCGGCCAGGCCGGCGAUCAGGAGGGCGGCUCACUCUGGAACACCGCCGGCGAGCAGCUCUGCGUCGUCUGCCAGUACUUCCCGCUGUCGCGCGCCCUGCUGCCGUGCCGGCACACCUGCAUCUGCGCCUCCUGCUUCGGCAAGCUCGACCGGUGCCCGAUGUGCCGCAGCCCGAUCAAGAGCUACUUCUGCAUACGCAGCGAGGAGUACAUGCCGCCGGAGAAGGAGAUCAACCCGUGCAAGCAGCGCCAAUCGAGCGGCCACGGGCCGACCCAUUGGCUCCACGACUGGAACGACCGGCUCACCGAUUUCCUCGGCUUCGCCCGAUAGAAUUGUCACUCUGUGUCAGAGUUUUUAGAUCGCACGUCCUGCACACGCGAACGUUAGGAUGGUCGGCGGAGACUUUUUUGUUCGGCACACUUGGACAGUUUCUGCAGGGUUAUUUCUAUGUAAAUCCGAGAUGACAGCUGUUUAUUUAUGGCAGAGUGUAGAUGCUUGAAAUUAUUACGUUUUUUGGAAAAAAAAAACGGAAUUGUGUUUAGAAUCA